AUGAUCGGCGGCCUCUUCGUGUACAACCACAAGGGUGAGGUGCUCAUCUCGCGCAUCUAUCGGGACGAUGUCAACCGUAAUGCGGUCGACGCGUUCCGUGUCAACGUCAUCCACGCGAGACAGCAGAUCCGCUCGCCGGUCACGAACAUGGCCCGAACUUCCUUCUUCCACGUGAAACGGGGCAACGUUUGGGUGUGCGCGGUCAGCAGACAAAAUGUGAACGCGGCCAUGGUCUUCGAGUUCCUCAACCGAUUCGCCGACACGAUGCAAUCCUAUUUUGGAAAGCUGAAUGAGGAAAACGUGAAGAACAAUUUUGUGCUGAUCUACGAGCUUCUCGACGAAAUCCUCGACUUCGGAUAUCCACAAAACACAGAUCCGGGAGUGCUCAAAACCUUCAUCACCCAACAAGGCGUGCGUACAGCAGCACCGGUGCCCGUGACGAAAGAGGAGCAGUCGCAGAUCACCUCGCAGGUGACCGGGCAGAUCGGAUGGCGUCGCGAGGGGAUCAAAUACCGCCGGAAUGAGCUGUUCUUGGACGUCAUCGAAUAUGUUAAUCUGCUGAUGAGUCAGCAAGGACAAGUUCUCUCCGCACACGUUGCUGGUAAAGUGGCGAUGAAGAGCUAUCUGUCUGGAAUGCCCGAAUGCAAGUUCGGCAUCAACGACAAGAUUACGAUCGAGGGCAAGAAUCGAGCCGGCGCUGAUGAUCCGAACAAGGCGUCUCGCGCCGCCGUCGCAAUAGACGACUGCCAAUUCCAUCAAUGCGUCAAGCUGAACAAGUUCGACACGGAGCAUGCAAUCUCGUUUAUUCCCCCGGAUGGCGAGUACGAGCUGAUGAGAUACCGCACGACAAAAGACAUCCAGCUUCCAUUCCGCGUUAUCCCACUGGUCCGCGAGACGUCUAGGAAUAAGAUGGAGGUCAAGGUUGUCCUCAAGUCCAACUUCAAGCCAUCAUUGCUCGCCCAGAAAAUCGAGGUGCGGAUCCCGACCCCGCCACACACCAGCGGCGUCCAGCUGAUUUGCAUGAAGGGAAAGGCCCGGUAUCGUGCUGGAGAGAAUGCCAUCGUUUGGAAGAUCAAGCGCAUGGGCGGCAUGAAGGAAUCGCAAAUUUCUGCUGAAAUCGACCUGCUCAGCACCGGCAAUACGGAGAAGAAGAAAUGGAAUCGCCCGCCGGUCAGCAUGAACUUUGAAGUUCCCUUCGCCCCGUCCGGCCUCAAAGUGCGCUACCUGAAGGUGUUCGAGCCGAAGCUGAACUACUCGGACCACGACGUCAUCAAGUGGGUGCGGUACAUCGGCCGCUCCGGACUCUACGAGACCCGCUGC
Messenger RNA from Mesorhabditis spiculigera, 1320 nucleotides. The record is from the annotation of a GenBank genome assembly. Lineage: Eukaryota; Metazoa; Nematoda; Chromadorea; Rhabditida; Rhabditidae.